AUGUCACCCAAGCGACGCGGCUCACUCGCCUUCCCCGUCAACAACCUCCGUCGAUAUGUCACUCUUAUCUCCCAACAAGUCGCUAUCGGUGCAUCCUUGAUCAUCAAGCACCCCUUCACCCCACCUCCAGUCCCGUCUUGGCCCCUCCACCUCGCCCUCUUUGUCGCUGUUGUCCGUGCAACCGCCGACUAUCAGGAACAUAUUGUCGAAGACAUUUCGGAUAUUCGACACAUGAUUGACACCUUCUUCCAUUACCUCCCCAAGUUACCCAUGAUGCACAUCGUCCCUUACAAACUCCCAAUCCCUGCCCGUGGACAUGAGUUCCCUGGAGUGCUGGAACCUUUGGAGCAGAGCGAGACCGGGCAUCGAACCUUACCCGGAAUUUGGAUUGCGGAUUCGAAAGUGUGGAGCAAGGUCAUGAGGAUGCCGAUUGCUCCAUCUGCAAAGGCGUCCAAGGACCCUUAUGCGGCGCGAGAGGGCGAGAAGGUGGUUUUCUAUACCCAUGGUGGAGGGUAUUUCAUCUGCAGCACUGCGACCCAUCGCGAGAUGCUCUGGAGGAUCUCGCGUGCUACCGGGCGCCGCAUCUUUGCGGUGGAUUAUCGUCUUGCACCAGAACAUCCAUUCCCAGCAGCCUUGCAAGACGCCUCGCAUGCAUUCCACCACCUGACAGACCCUCAGGGUGUUGGCUUCGAUCCCAAGAACGUCACUGCUGCCGGCGACUCUGCUGGCGGCGGAUUGAUUAUCGCCUUGAUGAUGUACCAACGCGAUCAUGGGCUCCCCAUGCCCUCCAAGGCCUUUCUCCUCUCUGACAAGAUGAAGACCAUGGCCCGACACCCUUACAUCUCCCCUCUCUGGGGAUCCCUCGAGGGGUUACCACCAAUGUUGAUCCAAUGUGGGGAGGCGGAACGGUUGAGGGACGAGUGUAUCCUGUUUACUUAUAAGGCUGGAGGGUGUUUUGGAACCUCUAACAAGCUGCCGGUUCAACUCGAGUCGAGUCAAGUGGAGUUGGAUACGUAUCCGGGGAUGGUGCAUGUUUUCCAGGCGUUCCCAUUUUUGCCAGAGUCAAGUAUGGCACUGCAGCGGAUGCUGGAGUUCAUGCAGCUUAAGGAGGCGGAUGUUGCUGUGGCCGAGGAGACCGUAGGGUUAGAGGUGGCUGUGGAGGUUAGAGGUGAGGCUGAUGCUAGACAAGACGAGGGUGAGUAUACAAUGGAUGAAGCGACAAUGGUGAGGGAGUUGGAGAAAGUUGAGGUUGCGGGCAAAUUGAUGGAGGAUUUGGUUGGCAUGUCGAGAGGGAUGGAGGAUCUCCCGGCGUCUUUGCAAUUGAGGGAGGGUGAUGUUCGCCUAGAAGAAGUUCAUACUUCUGCCGCCGUCGCGACCGCUGCUGUCCGCGCAUGA
Messenger RNA from Linnemannia hyalina, 1395 nucleotides. Lineage: Eukaryota; Fungi; Mortierellomycota; Mortierellomycetes; Mortierellales; Mortierellaceae. The record is from the annotation of a GenBank genome assembly.